This is a messenger RNA of Penicillium odoratum, 696 nucleotides long. Its product is annotated as protein tyrosine phosphatase-like domain-containing protein. The record is from RefSeq and is a predicted model, not a curated record. The transcript is spliced from 2 exons. Gene Ontology annotation, cellular component: endoplasmic reticulum membrane. Gene Ontology annotation, molecular function: 3-hydroxyacyl-CoA dehydratase activity. Lineage: Eukaryota; Fungi; Ascomycota; Eurotiomycetes; Eurotiales; Aspergillaceae. Gene Ontology annotation, biological process: sphingolipid biosynthetic process; very long-chain fatty acid biosynthetic process; fatty acid elongation. Bases 1 to 696 code for a protein of 231 amino acids.
AUGGCUUCCUCAAUCGCGCCCAAAUCGCGCUCCUCAGGCCCAUCAGGCAUAACAAGAGCCUACCUCUUCCUCUACAAUGCCCUCAACCUCGCAACAUGGGGCUUCUGCAUCGCCUACACAGCCUCUUUAAUCCCAAGCAACUUCACCAACAACACUCUCCCCUCAAUCUUCAAGCAAACUUUCUCUCCAUACCUCCUCGUAACGCAAUCCAUCGCGACCCUCGAAAUCCUCCACAGCCUCCUCAAGCUCGUUCGCGCUCCUUUCCUCACAACCGCCAUGCAGGUCGCCAGUCGUCUGCUUCUAGUCUGGGGAAUCAUGGUUCCAUUCGGUGGCCAGGUUGUCGGCGCGUCUACCACCCAGCUCGGCGACUAUGCGUAUCUUGGUUGUGUGGGCGCAUGGGGAAUUACCGAGGUAAUUCGGUAUGGGUUCUUUGCGAUUACGCUCUCUGGAAAUGAAGUACCCAAGUGGUGGACUUGGUUGAGAUAUAACACUUUCUAUGUGUUGUACCCGAUUGGUAUUUCCAGUGAAUGUGCGCUUGUUUAUUUGUCGCUUGGUCCGGCUGGCGAUGUUAGUGAGUUGCUUUACUGGGGGCUUGUUGCUGUUUUGGCUAUUUACGUGCCUGGUUCUUAUAUCCUUUACUCGCACAUGAUUGCGCAGCGUCGCAAGGUCAUGCGGGGAAAGCAGCGGGCUGAUUAG